Messenger RNA from Thamnophis elegans (Western terrestrial garter snake), 3681 nucleotides. RefSeq names its product zinc finger protein 585A-like. The coding region runs from base 60 to 3578 and encodes 1172 amino acids. The transcript has 12 exons. Gene Ontology annotation, biological process: regulation of transcription by RNA polymerase II. Gene Ontology annotation, cellular component: nucleus. The record is from RefSeq and is a predicted model, not a curated record. Lineage: Eukaryota; Metazoa; Chordata; Lepidosauria; Squamata; Natricidae. Gene Ontology annotation, molecular function: DNA-binding transcription activator activity, RNA polymerase II-specific; RNA polymerase II cis-regulatory region sequence-specific DNA binding.
GAAAAAGAAUACAUUGCUGACUGACUUUUGACCCCCCCCCCAGUUCGUGGGAUAGAGUCAUGGUGAAAUCAUGCUGUGCAAUAAACUGCAAUAACAAAUUUUCACUGGGCAAUAAUAUCUCCUUUCACAGGUUUCCUCUUGGAAAAAAAGACGUCUUAAAAAAAUGGGUCUGGAACAUUCGGCGGAAGAAUUUCACUCCCACACGUCACCAUGUGCUCUGCUCAGAACAUUUUUGCGAGGCCGAUUACCUAGAAAAUGUGGCUUCCGGUCGGCGAUACCUCAAGCCAGAAGCGAUUCCGACGGUUUUUAAUAUACCUGAGCGACAGAGGAAGGGCGCUAAAAGAAGGCGGCCGCUUCUCCGCCGUAAGCCCCCCGACCCUCCACCGAGGAAUCUGUUAAAAGUGGAAAGUAGUGCCAACGCGCCCUUGCCCGGGAGUAGCGUGGUGGGUCUGGAGCAUUCCUACUCUCUUCCCGCCAGCCCAGCCCCGGACCCUCCGCUGGCAUCCAUCCAGGAGCAAGACCUAGCGAAAUCAGCCACAGGAAGCUCUCCCAUGCUCCAGACCAGGCCUUGGCGAGAGUGCCGGGACAGAACCAGGCAAAACGCCCAGGAGGAGCCGCUGAUCAACUCUGAGUCGGAACGCCGGCGUUUCCGUGACUUCCGCUACCAGGAGAAUGAAGGGCCCCGUAAAGUUUGUAGGCAUCUCUGGCAUCUCUGCCACCAGUGGUUGAAACCCGGGAGAUACACGAAGCUGCAGAUCCUGGAGCUGGUGAUCUUGGAGCAGUUCCUGGCCCUCCUGCCUCAGGAGAUGCAGGAGAGCGUCAAGGAACAGGGGCCCUCAACCUGCAACCAGGCUAUCUCUCUGGCAGAGGAUUUUCUAGAGAACCAGCCAUGGGGGGAGGUGAAUCGGCUGCUCAAAGGGCAAACCUCUAAUUUCCCAGCGUCAAAGGAAGCUCCGUCGGAAAGCCAGCAGAUGGAAAAGUUCAGGAAAAUCACGAGAAAAGAGAGAAAAGCUCCUUUUUCAGAAGACAGGACGGCAAAAGAGACCAUUGAAAAGGAAGACGCUUCCAAGAAGAUCGUGUCCUCUGAGGUUGCCGUGAUUGAAAUGAUUCCAGACAGGGAUGAGUUGCAGAGUGAUCAAGAUGGGGAGCCAGGCAGGACACCCUGCGGAGAGAACGGCAGGACGGACGCAGAAGAGCGUUCCGAAGAUCCAGAUGAUGCCAAGGUCCAAGAACUGGAAGAAACAGCCGAGGAAGGAAAAGACGCAGCAGCAAACCAUGAUCAAUCACAAGAAAAAGAAGCCCACCUUCAGUUGGAAAAGUCUACCCAGGAAGAAGCAGCAACUUUGGGAAAAGUUGGAGGAGACACUCUGCAAGAUGGGACUCUGCAAAAGACCUUGGAGGAUGACAGUAGAACAGAUCAUGGCUCGGUAUCUCUCCCAGGCAAGAAAGCCAAAGCGAAUCCAUACAAAUGCGUGCAGUGUGGAGAAAGCUUUUACAAGUGGUCCCAGCUGAUAAUCCACGAGAGGGGUCACACCCGCGAGAAACUCUACAGCUGUCCCCAGUGUGACCAGAAUUUUUCUUCCCGCCAUGCCCUUCUCAGCCACGAGGCAAGCCAUGUGAGUGAGAAACCAUACCAGUGCUCCGACUGCGGGAAAACCUUCCGUGAGAAAGCCUACGUUCUCCAACACAAGAGGAUCCAUACCGGGGAGAGGCCGUACACUUGCUCCGAAUGCGGGAAAAGCUUCUUCCGCAAGGGGUCCCUGAUCCUGCACGAGAGAAUCCACACCGGGGAGAAGCUGUACAGGUGUCCAGACUGUGGGAAGAGCUUCAACCGUAAGCCGCACCUUGCUGUCCAUCGGAGGAUCCACACGGGGGAAAAGCCGUACGAGUGCUCUGAUUGCGGGAAGACCUUCACCGUGAAAUCGGCUCUCAAUGUACACAUGAGAACUCAUUCGGAAGAGAAGCCGUACCAGUGCCCCGACUGUGGGAAAAGUUUCCGUGAGAAAGGAACGCUCAACAUCCACAAACAGAGCCACACGGCGGAGAAGCCUUACCAGUGUGCCGAAUGCGGGAAAUGCUUCAGUUACACCGCGUCAUUUCGGAGGCACAAGAAAACCCACUCAGCCGGAUCAGCUCUCAAAUCCUACGAGUGCCCUGAAUGCGGGAAAAGCUUUGGCCGUAAGGAUUACUUGAUCACGCACCGGAGAAUCCACACGGGUGAGAAACCUUACAUGUGUUCCAUAUGUGGGAAGAGCUUCAAUCACGGAGCAACUCUCGUUACACAUAAGAGGACCCACACGGGGGAGAAGCCUUACGAGUGCUCUGAAUGCGAGAAGAGCUUCAAACAGAUUUCUGGCCUAAUUACGCACCGGAGGAUGCACACGGGCGAGAAACCCUACGAAUGCCCUGACUGCGGGAAACGCUUCAUCCUGAAAGCAUACCUUGAUGUACACAAGAGAAUUCAUACAGGAGAACGGCCGUAUCAGUGCUCCCAUUGCGGGAAGGGGUUCUCCUGCUCCUCUUACCUUUUAAGGCACGAGAAAACCCACACGGGGGAACGCUCCCACACCUGCUCGGACUGUGGCCAAAGCUUCUACUGGAAACGCUCCCUGAUCAUGCACAUGAGGAAGCACACGGGGGAGCAGACUCUGCACGAGUGCAAAAUCUGUGGCAAAGGCUUCAGUUGGACAUCCGCUUUGAACAUCCACAUGAGGACCCACACGGGGGAGAAACCUUACAUGUGCUCAGAGUGUGGGAAAACCUUCAGCGGGAAAUGGAUCCUCAUCCAACACAAGAGGAUCCAUACGGGCGAGAGACCCUACAAAUGUCCCGAGUGCGGGAAGAGCUUCCACGCAAAGUCCUCACUCUUUGCCCACAAGCGGACCCACACCGGAGAGAAGCCGCAUGAGUGCACCGAGUGCGGGAAAAGCUACAGCGUGAAGGCCAACUUUGUGGCGCAUAUGAGGACCCACACAGGGGAGAAGCCCUACGAGUGUUCGGACUGCGGGAAAAGCUUCUACAAGAAAGACCGCCUCAUGACGCACAAGAGGACCCACACAGGAGAGAAGCCCUACCAGUGCUCCGAGUGCGGGAAAGGGUUCAACUGGAAGGUGGGCCUGAUCAACCACACCAGAAUCCACACCGGCGAGAAACCGUACUCCUGUGCCGAGUGCGGAAAAUGCUUCCACAAAAAGGACCACCUGGCUCGCCACGAGAUCAUCCACACGGGAGAGAAGCCCUACACCUGCUUCGACUGCGGGAAGAGCUUUAACCAGAAGGUUGCCCUGAUUGUGCACAAGCGGACUCAUACGGGAGAGAAACCCUACAAAUGCUCCGAGUGCGGGAAGAGCUUCAGCUGGAAGAGAUCCCUCCUCACCCAUCGGGCGGCUCACCUGGGGAAGAAGCCCUAUCAGUGUUCCGAAUGUACGGAGAGCUUCAGCCAGCGAUCUCUUCUCGCAGAGCACGAAAGGACCCACGCAGAGCUUGUCGUCGGGCCGCCGGAACUCUCCAUGGAAGAAAUCACCACUGCUGUGAUGAGCCUGGACUGCAAUACAAUUAUUUUGACCACGGCCGUAUAGCAACAAAUUGUCAAAAAGGAUCCUGGACUCAUCCAACUUACCAAACCGAACAGAAAACUCUUCAAAUAAGCUCUUCCAAAUGUUUUCUUUCAAGAAACUCAUC